CGUACACAGUCCGCGACGCUCUCGGGAGGCUGAUUCGUGGGAUCCUAGUGAUUGCCUCCCUGACCCAACCGCGCCGCCAUGGCCUCCGCCGGGGUGGCGUCGGGGCGACAGACCGAGGAUGCGUUACCGCCCGCAUCCGAGCCGCCGCUGCCUGAGACCAAGCCGCUGCCGCCUCCUCAGCCGCCGCCUCCGGUCGCUGCGCCCCAGACGCAGCAGUCCCCAGCACCGCAGCCUCAAUCACCCGCUGGCGUGAAGGAAGAGAACUAUUCCUUUUUACCUUUGGUUCACAACAUCAUCAAAUGCAUGGAUAAGGACAGCCCAGACGUCCAUCAGGACCUGAAUGCCCUCAAAACCAAGUUCCAGGAGAUGCGAAAGCUCAUCAGCACCAUGCCCGGCAUCCACCUGAGUCCUGAGCAGCAGCAGCAACAGCUGCACAGCCUCCGGGAGCAAGUCAGGACCAAGAAUGAACUUCUGCAGAAGUACAAGAGCCUCUGCAUGUUUGAGAUCCCCAAGGAGUAGAGGCAGGGCGACUUCCAGGAAUCCCUGAGAAGGCAGGGGAAGGCAAAUGGCUUCCUUGCCCACAGUUCCUCUAGACUCCAGCUCUGAGCCCAGUUUCACCAGCCGAAAGCUUGUACAUACCCAUAUGGCUAAUGCAUGCUGACUUGAGUGUCUGCUGCUGGAAGCAAGUGUUCCUUAGGCUGGGGGGAGGGCUGCCUCUGCCACUGGGGAGGGGGCCAUCUGCUGUGUGUCUGGGUCCCUCCAGCAGAUCUGAAGAGCACAGUAGGAAAGGAGGCGGCUCUCCUUACUUCCUGCCCUCCCACCCCCGAUACAAUCAGCAUGUACCAGGUACAUAUUGUUCCUGUUAGCAGCCGUUUUUUUUGUGAAACAUUUGCAUAGAAUUCACUGGUCGAAUUAGGCCUGUACUCAUAUGGCAUGGGUUUAACAUGAUUAAAGGAGGCUGUGAGAGAAUGAACGUUGUUUUGAAAGGCCAGAGGGUGGGUGGCUUUCUCUCCCCUCUCCAAAACGGUUUGGUUCCUUUUAUAUUUCAGCCAGUGAGCGGAACUGUAUCCUACCUGUGGGGGUGUCAGCUCGAAGCCCUUCCAGGCAGCCCCUGACUCCAGGCUCCCUCUUCCCUUAUAUUUGGCUCUUGCUACCUUUGUCUCCUGUUAUCUUCAGUUAGUGCUGGAGAAUAUCCAAACCAUUCCAUACCCACAGCGCUUCUCCAGGGAUGGAGAGGGCCGGGCGUUCCCUCAAAGACUUACAUAGGGUUUUAGGCGAGCAGAUCUUUCCUCUACCCCGUUGCCCUGGCUCAAACCAUUAUUUCCCCUCUGGGCUUCUCACCAAAGUCAACCCCUUUUGCUGUCCUGCAAACAAAAGGGUUCACAAUGCGCUUUUUGUUGAGAAGGAGGCUCUUACGUGGCAAUUGGGAUGUCCCCUCAGCCAGGUGUGACAGAAGAGUUCUGGAUCAGUUCUGAUGGGAUGGACUGAGCUAGGCCUGGAACUUACACGGCCAAAUUCCUAGUUCCUACAUGUUUAUAAGCAGCCCUCACUCCCCCAGCUCCAUGGUUUCUUUCAGGUAGGACACUGUGUGUGCUCUCCCCAUGUCUACAGUGGAGGUGAUAGCAGUUCUUCCCCUGAAUCUUAAGUGUGAGGUGAGAAGUAACUAAAUAUUGUUUGGAUCUAGAAAUGGGCACAUAAUCUGUGCUGACCAGCUCAGGGGCUUAGCAGGUGCCCGCUGACUGACCUCAUUGGCAGAAGUACUGGUUGGAGAUUUUUUAGCAUGGGUUCUAGUGGUGUCCACCUGUAGCCAACCGUCAGAAGGUGACUGGCAUAUUGGAAACCUGGGACUGUGUGGAGGAGGAUAUCAGGUUUCAGAGACAGGCUUUGGCCAGAAAAGUAGGCUCUGAGUUUAAGUGGGUGGUCACCUAUUAGAUCAGUUCUAUCUUGGGACUGUUAUUUAACUGAAUCAGUUAUCUUCUUAAAAUUUCAGAGUAGCAGGUGGGCCAGUUUUAAGGCUCUGACCAAAUACCAUGAAACAUGAAGCAUGUAAAAAUAUAAAACCUUCAGGGCCUUUCUGGGAGUCUGAAAUGGAGAAGGGCUCCUCACCAGGGGUGGGGGGAGAUGGAACCUUCUCUGUAUUCCAGUGAUUUGACUUGUGAUAUUUUUCAAGUGUGUGAUUAAAAGAACUUACUGCUCUACUGUCAGGA
Messenger RNA from Sciurus carolinensis (gray squirrel), 2207 nucleotides. RefSeq names its product mediator complex subunit 9 (gene Med9). The transcript has 2 exons. Gene Ontology annotation, biological process: regulation of transcription by RNA polymerase II. NCBI's taxonomy places the organism in Eukaryota, Metazoa, Chordata, Mammalia, Rodentia, Sciuridae. The record is from RefSeq and is a predicted model, not a curated record. Gene Ontology annotation, cellular component: mediator complex. Gene Ontology annotation, molecular function: transcription coregulator activity. The coding region runs from base 79 to 519 and encodes 146 amino acids.